This is a messenger RNA of Notothenia coriiceps (black rockcod), 834 nucleotides long. Its product is annotated as general transcription factor IIF subunit 1-like. Gene Ontology annotation, cellular component: nucleus; transcription factor TFIIF complex. Bases 50 to 535 code for a protein of 161 amino acids. The record is from RefSeq and is a predicted model, not a curated record. The transcript has 4 exons. NCBI's taxonomy places the organism in Eukaryota, Metazoa, Chordata, Actinopteri, Perciformes, Nototheniidae. Gene Ontology annotation, molecular function: TFIIF-class transcription factor complex binding; DNA binding; RNA polymerase II general transcription initiation factor activity. Gene Ontology annotation, biological process: transcription initiation at RNA polymerase II promoter; positive regulation of transcription elongation by RNA polymerase II.
UCAGACGACAGCGACAUCGAGGAGAGACCGCCCUCAAGCUCUGUUUCCCAUGAAAAAGCGCACGCCCCCAAAGCGCGGAGGACGCGGCUCUGCAGGAAGCUCAAAGGCCGGCAGUCGCCCCGGGACCCCGUCCAUAGACUCUGCCGCCACCUCCAACACACUCCGAGCUGCUGCCAGCAAGCUGGAGCAAGGUAAGAGACCGCCUCCGGGGCCCAGCACGGACUCACCUGCUGCCAAGAGGCUGAAGAUGGAGCCCAGCAGUCAGAGCCCCGCCCCCUCUGGGAAGAGUACGCCUCAACCCCCGCCUGGGAAAUCUACUCCUAGCUCAAGUGACGUGCAGCUAACAGAGGAGGCGGUGCGGCGCUACCUGAUCCGUAAACCGAUGACCACCAAAGACCUGCUGAAGAAGUUCCAGACCAAGCGCACGGGUUUGAGCAGCGAGCAGACGGUCAACGUGCUGGCUCAGAUCCUGAAGCGCCUCAAUCCCGAGCGCAAGAACGUGAACGAGAAAAUGCAUUUCUACCUAACCGAAUAAGCGAUGGAAGAAAGGUAUUAAGUGGCAGGGGGGUGGAAAAGGGGUGGGGGGUGGGGGAAAUGAACCUCUUCAGUCAGAAAAGUACGAUCUGUGGAAGAGAGGCUUUGUGUCUGUGUCUUGAUUUUGUUUUUCUUGCACUGAAAUCUAACAGUAAAUAAUGGAAACCGUGUUAUUGUUGACUGAAAACAACUACAUUUCUAUAGUUUCUCUGUGGUGAGCCUAGAGCCCACUGGAUUAAAGAAAAAGUCUUUAACUUGUUUUUCGUAGGUAGAAUUUUCCCAAUAAAAUUUGAAAAAUCA